Molecule: messenger RNA, 1026 nt
Organism: Stegodyphus dumicola
Lineage: Eukaryota; Metazoa; Arthropoda; Arachnida; Araneae; Eresidae
Source: RefSeq, a predicted model, not a curated record
AUGGGUUUUCUCUGCCCUAUAACGCUAACACCUAAACUACUCAUACAAAAGACAUGGUUGUUAAAAAUUGGUUGGGAUACAAAUAUACCCGAAGACAUAGGAAAAGAGUUCUAUUCGUGGAUUGAUGAUUUGUCACUUUUAUCCAGUAUUAUAAUUCCAAGGGCUUUAGAUAUAAAUGGAAAUGAAAGUCUUAGUCUUCAUACGUUCUGUGACGCAACUAAAAGUAGAGUUAGUUCAUUAAGAAAAAUGACAAUAAAUCGUCUAGAAUUAGAAUUAUUGUCCUGCUGUAUAGGAGUCAGACUCGCAGCUCUUGCUUUACAAACACUCAACUUAGACAACGUUCCAAGGAACUAUUGGACAGAUUCGAGUACUGCUCUUUCUUGGAUCCAAAGAGAUGACCAUUGGGCACCAUUUGUCGCAAAUAGAACAUGGAGAAAGAAAUUAUGGCCAAACCCUGAUGUUGAAGAAUUGGACAUUGUUGAGAAGAAAUUAGUGAAGAUCGUUCAACAAGAAGCAUUCUCUAGUGAAGAACCGUUGAAGGGACAUUUUACUUUCAGGCAUGAAGAAGGGAUUAUAAGAUCGAAAACGAAGAUUUUGAGAAGACAUGAUGAUGAAAAUUUCCGGCGCCCCAUUGUACUUCCAUCCAAACAUGAAUUAGUAGAAAGAAUGAUACAAGACUACCAUUUACAACUUUUACAUGCUGGUAUUCAAGUUCUUUUGACCAAUAUUCGUCAAAAAUUUUGGAUAAUAAAAGGAAGAAAAACAGUACAGAGAGUCAUAUCGAAGUGCGUUCGGUGCAAGAGACACUCGGCGAAAGCUCUUAAUACAGUGCCUUGUCCUCUCCCAGAAGAUCGAGUCAGAGAUGCUUAUGCAUUUGAGGUGACAGGUGUUGAUGUAGCAGGACCACUUUAUUUAAAAGAAAAUAGAAAAGCUUGGAUCUUACUUUUUACUUGUGAAGUUUAUUGUGCGGUUCAUUUAGAAUUAAUUGAAAGCUUAUCGACUAAUAGAUUUUUUUCUCGGAUUUAG